Messenger RNA from Pseudophryne corroboree (corroboree frog), 4003 nucleotides. It is a transcript of the gene SHF, whose product is annotated as Src homology 2 domain containing F. The record is from RefSeq and is a predicted model, not a curated record. The transcript is spliced from 7 exons. The coding region runs from base 1 to 1695 and encodes 564 amino acids. Lineage: Eukaryota; Metazoa; Chordata; Amphibia; Anura; Myobatrachidae. Gene Ontology annotation, molecular function: phosphotyrosine residue binding.
AUGCUGCUGAGCGGACACUCCUCGGCUUCAGCCUGCGGUGCCCAGCAGCAGCCAGUGGACUCUACGAGAAGUGCCCGGGCAGAUCCCCCUCGCAGCAGCCUCAGUAGCAGAGAGAGCCCCCCGCCAGCGUCCAGCACGGGGCAGCAAUGUGCCGGCAGCAUGGCCAAAUGGAUAAAGGAGCACCUGGGUUUCAAGAGCUCCAAGCCGCCCCCUCCUGCCCCUCCUAAGCCGGACUACAGGCAAUGCCUGACGGAGGGAGCCCCCACUCACCAUCACCACCACCACCAUCACCAUCACCUGCACUCCACGGGACCCCAGUUCCCUGUCACCCCAGCAGGACAACCGGACAUUCUGGCUGCAUACAAGCUGCAGAAAGAAAGGGACUUUGAGGAUCCCUAUACUACUUCUGGUACUACAGGAUCCUGUACUCCUCUGAACUCCUCCGUCGUGCCCACAGCACCUCCCGCCUCUGCUGCACAGUCUCCAUCCUCUCCCUCUCCGGAUGUUAGGUAUGUGUCCCCAAAACACAGGCUCAUCAAAGUGGACACUGGAGAGAAAGGGGGGUCAAGUCCCACUAGUACCACUAAUCCUACGUGUAGUAACCCAGGACAGCCCUUUACAGCUGCCAGCACUGGAGUAACUGCCAUCAAAUCUCCUCCUGCCACAUCUGGGGCCAACCAGCUCGAUGACUGCAAACAGGACAAAGUUAUCAUCGUUGAAGACUAUGCAGAUCCAUUUGAUGCUAAGCAGGGUCCGAGCAGCCAGAUUACAGCAGAGGUAGUGACUGAGAACGAUGGCUAUAUGGAACCUUAUGAAGCUCAGAAAAUGAUGGAGGAAAUUCGCAGAAGGGGAUCCAAAGAGAUGCCGUGCAAACCCCUGCAUUUAUAUGACACACCAUAUGAGCCAACAGAAAAUGGAUUGGAUUCGGAAGGUGAAAAAUCAUCAUUAGGUCAGCGACCGAGGGAGUCUAAACUGCCGCAAGAUGAUGAGCGGCCUCCAGAGGAGUAUGACCAGCCUUGGGAAUGGAAAAAAGAUCGGAUUUCAAAAGCAUUUGCAGUUGAGAUAAAAGUAAUCAAAGAUCUUCCUUGGCCUCCACCAGUGGGACAGCUGGAUAGCAGUGCAACCACCCAAGAAAGUGAUGUGAACACUUCAUUCUCUCAACAGCCUCCAUCCUCUCCACACUUACCAUCUCAGAGCAGCUUUGAAGACCGCAAUGCCCAGUUUGAUGGUGCUGAUAAAACAGGUAUGUCACCAUCCAGAGAGGAUAAACUCAGACACACGCACAGACACUCAGCUGGGAAUUUGAAGGCUAUCAAGAAUCCAAGUAUAGAACACACCAACUCACUGGGAGAAAGGAUAGAUCCUUCACUGCCAUUAGAGAGUCAAUUCUGGUACCAUGGUGCAAUCAGUCGCACAGACGCCGAGAGUCUUCUGAGGCUGUGUAAAGAAGCAAGUUAUCUGGUGCGAAACAGCGAGACCAGCAAGAUUGACUUUUCCUUAUCACUAAAGAGCAGCCAAGGAUUCAUGCACAUGAAGCUCUCACGUACCAAAGAAAACCAGUAUGUAUUAGGACAGAACAGCCCACCUUUUGACAGCGUACCAGAAAUAAUCCAUUACUACACCAGUCGCAAGUUACCAAUAAAAGGAGCGGAACACAUGUCAUUGCUCUACCCAGUUGCAAUCAGGACUUUGUAGCUUUGGGUUGGUGGCUGCUAAUAGAAGAUGGAUCAAUGCAAUACCCACAGAUGAAGUGUGGGCAUAAUAUUGCCAUUAAAAAUGAUAUACAGCUUUUCUCAUGAGACCUUGGCAAAAAAUGGCCCUUACUAAACCAACACAUGAUUUACAAAAGAUAAGUAUGAGUGAAAAACCAGCUAAUCUUGGUUUUAUCAUUUUUAUACCCAUAUUUAUGUAUGGAAACUUACAAGUGCCGCAACACUGCACUCCAGAGCCAUUGAUAUGCCCUGCUGCCCACUCCUCCACAGUGCAUGUAACAUGAAAAAGAAGUCACAGGCAAAACACUGGGCAGAUCCAGGACAUGCCCGACACCUCUGUGGGCACUACAAGGCAGCCAACAAGAUGGAUAUGCCACUGGGACAGCAGCUGUGCCGACACCUCAGCCAUCCACCCUGGGCAGUAGCACUUCUCACACCACCCUUUGUAAAUUACAAAACCUUAUUGCAAUAUAUUAUUCAGUGGAUCUUAUAAAACCAACAGUGGCUAGCUUUUGCUUAACUUGAGUUACCAAAUAAUAAAGAUUACAGUAGUCCAGCUGAAUAGGCACAAACCUGUUCUUUUAUUUAAGAGAAUAUGGGGCAGUAUGUCCUAAUGUUGCAAUACUAUGAUUUAGUUUAAAGUGCUUGUUAUUUAAAAAGUUUUUUAUUUUCCUGUAUGCCAUUCUUUCACUAGUAGCAACAGUAGCCAACAAGGGAAUUAGAACCAUAAUUUGCCAUGUGUGUAUGUGUGUGACAGUUCAGCAAUACUGUAUGUUCCUGUUAAGUUAUAAAGAGGCCAAAUGAAUGAGCAAAUUGUGGAGCUGGAGUUAAUUUUUGUUGGUCAUAAUGAAGGCAAUAACAGCUUAAAGUUUUUCUUUUUUUCUUUUUAAGAGUUUUAGAUUUAUAGUCUUAGUUUAGGGCCCCUUUUAGGUUUUACAAGUUUUCCUCUCAUUGCCAUUUUCAAUAUAUCACUUAAUAUUUUUUAUUUUUAUUAAUCUUCUUUCCUCAAAUCUGUUUAUUUUAUAAACCUGCCUAGUACUAGAUACACAAUGUUGACUUAAGCUUCAUAGCAGUCAAAACUAGUGCCUCAAAGAGUGCUACACACAGCCUUACUGUGUUGUGACACAGCUCAUGACACAAAUACCACACAAAUAUCCCAAGACACAAUUUGGUCCAAAUAUUGAAAAUAAAAUUUCAAUCUACAUUGUGAAUAAGUAUUUGGAAGCAAAAGCUAAUUACAGAAGAUCUAAUAUACAAAUAAAACAUAUAUAACCUGUAACGAUUUUGCAUAUGUUAAAUUUAUAAUGUUAUCAGUUACCCAUGGAAUCUUGUAAUUUCUUCAGCCUUUUAAAUGUAAUUAGGCUAUUAAGUUUUUAUUAAGUUUUAAUUCUUGUUAGGGUUUUCAAGAAUUCUAUUGAAGUUACUUUCAGCUAUUCCAAAUCACGUCUGUAUUUGAAUCGGAAUAAUUUUUGGAAUGUUGAAAAUGUUUUAUUAAGUUAACGUAGCUAUACAGUAUAAUCAGCAUAGCAAUGAAAGUGAAAUCAUUAUAAAAUGUUGAUUAGAGUUUCUGUAUGUUAUAGGUUUUACAAGGGUAUCUUACCUAAAGGUGAUCAAACUGGGUUAUUACAUUUUUUUACUUAGUUUCUGACCAAACUAAAAAAGUAAAAUAAUAAUAUUCCAUAGACUGGUUUAACCAGUUAGAGCACUGGAAAAGCAAUGUUAUUUUCAUAGUGUUAGUAACAAAUAAAAUGUGUUUAAAGUUGAUCCAUUUUUAUGGGCUUCACAACAUAAAUAUGAUGUGUGCUUGUCUGGUCAGCCAUUUGUAAUAACGUAAAUGAAAGAUUGUUUAAAUGCACAGUUUCAUAACAAUUAUUUUUGAUUUACAGUAUGCAACCACACAUGUUCCUUGCCAACCUAUACAUCUUUAUUUUUUGUCUACUUCAAAAUGACUGGCCUGCCAAGUCAAACGCAACUACUGUAAAAACUGUAAAUGUCGAUCUCUCUAGCAAUAGGUAGGUACCGUGGGAGAUCUGUCCAUAAACAUAUUAAAGAAAGUUGGUGAGUGUAGUGAUCAUUUUACUUUCAUGAGCUUAUUAUAUGAUGGAACAUGAAUUGGUUGGGGUUGUGGAUUCCAGACUGUCCAAACAUUUAUAAUUACUCAACAAAUUUGCUUUAAUUUUGCUUUUGAAAAUACUGAGUCAUAAAAGGGUCAUAAUAUUAUUGAGGGUUUCCAAUUAGUCCCAGUUAAAAAAAAAAAAAAAAAACUUGUGCCAUUUUUUUUUUUUUUUUGG